GAGGAGACGCAUCAUUUGAGCGGCGGUGAAAGCCACAUCUCCUAGUUGCAGUGAAGGCAGCGCGGCGCAGCGUUUUUAACCGUAAGCCUGUUCUUGUAAAGCGACAUCAUGUGGAUAUACAAGCUUCUUUUCGGACUCCUGGUAGUUCUGUGCGCCGAGGGGAAGAGAAAUGCUCUCCAAGACUACCAGAAAUCUGAGGGCAUCCAGCUGACUGUUGCCCCUGGCUCUGCCUUUCUGACCAAAAGCAGGAAGCUCAGCAUAUCCAAGUGUGCCAAAUCCUGCAGCCGCAACAGGAGACUCCCAUUCGCCUGCAGAGCCUUCCACUUUGAUCAUAUAAAUGGAAAAUGCCAAUGGCUGUCAUUUGACAGGAAUGCACCAGGAGCUCAGAUCUAUCAGAAUCCAAACUACGAACUCUAUCAAAAGAAAGACUAUGUGAGAGAGUGCAUCUUAGGGACAGGUCAGAGUUACAGGGGUCGAAGGUCGGUGACAGUCAACGGGAUCCUGUGCCAGGCCUGGGCCUCCCCCAUUCCACAUGAACACAAAUUCAUGUCUAAGAAGUUCAAGAAGAGCGACCUCAGAGAAAACUACUGCCGCAACCCAGACAACUCAACUGUUGGUCCAUGGUGUUUUACCACUGAUCCUAGACCACAACUCAGACACCAGGAGUGCGGAAUACCACAGUGCUCUGAAGUUGAGUGCAUAAACUGCAAUGGGGAAGAUUACAGAGGACCUAUGGACCACACAGAAAGUGGAAAAGAAUGCCAGCGGUGGGACCUGGAUGAACCACACAAACACCUGUUCCACCCAAAGAGGUACCCCGACAAAGGCCUCGACGACAAUUACUGUAGGAACCCAAAUGGACGUCACAGACCAUGGUGCUUCACCACUGACCCAAACACACCCUGGGAGUACUGCACAAUCAAAGUCUGUGAGACACCCCCUGAUAGCAACGUGGUAGAAACAACCGAGUGUUUCCAAGGCAAAGGAGAGGGUUACAGAGGGGUGGUAGACAUGACACCCACUGGACUCACCUGUCAGCGCUGGGAUUCCCAGUAUCCCCACAAUCACUCUUUCAUACCUGAAGCAUACCGAUGCAAGGACCUGAGAGAGAACUACUGCCGGAAUCCCGAUGGCCAGGAUUUCCCAUGGUGCUUCACUACAGACCCAAGAGUCCGGACAAUGUUCUGCACCAACAUUCCUCAAUGCGGCACCCAAAACAGACUUGCCAAUGAAUGCUAUGAAAGCCUUGGCGAGAAUUACAGAGGACAGCAGUCAAGGACGAGAUCAAACCUGCCCUGUGGUCCCUGGAGAGAACACAGCAACAGUGGUGAACGGGGUAUGCUAAUGGUAGGAUUGGAGGGAAACUACUGCAGAAAUCCUGAUGGGGACAAACACGGUCCUUGGUGUUACACCAACAAUUCUGCCAUUUCGUGGGACUACUGCAGUAUAAAACCAUGUGAUGCUUCACAGAACACAAUUCCACAGGAUGGGUUACCCUCACUGGGAUGUUUUGUUCAUAAAACAACAAGGAUUGUAGGAGGAGGACCUGUUGGAAUUUCUGAAGGCAGCUGGAUGGUCAGCAUACACAAAGGGUCCGCUCACUGGUGCGGUGGUUCCCUUAUACGAGACGAAUGGGUACUAACUGACAGACAGUGCUUCUCCUCCUGUGUCCCAGACCUAAGUGAAUAUCGGGUGUGGCUGGGAGUCUCUGACAUUCGAGAGGGUGCUUUUGACUUGUCCAAGAGACAGGAAGUCAGCAUAGCUCAUGUGAUAUGUGGCCCCAACAACUCCAGCUUAGCCCUUUUAAGACUUUCUAAACCUGCCCUUCCUGCAGAAAAUGUCCAUACGAUCCAAUUACCUGUGGCUGGAUGCUCCAUCCCAGAGGGAACAGUAUGUAAGAUGUAUGGAUGGGGAGAGACCAAAGGCACUGGCCACGAUGAUGCUCUGAAAGCAGUCAGUCUGCCCAUUGUCAGUACAAACAGAUGCAGAGAAAUGCACAAAGGAAACCUUCACAUCACCAACGCCAAGAUCUGUGCCGGUGGGAGGAAAAAUGAGGGAGUGUGCGAGAGGGAUUACGGCGGCCCUCUUGUUUGUCAGGAUGGGGACUUCAGAGUUAUUGUUGGUGUAAGUGUGCACGGCAGAGGCUGUGCUCGGGCAAACCAGCCCAGCAUCUUCAUCAACGUGCCCUUCUACACACAGUGGAUCUACAAAGUCUUCAAAUAUUACCCAAACCCUGAAGCUUUUUAGAGCCUCAAAGAAAAGACAUUGCAGUGAGGGGGGCUGCAUUAAAAUUAGUGGCUGUAUUCUUAAACUCCAGUUAUGCAUUCAGAGUCUGACUUCUGUGUUUUGCAUACUUUGCAAUCUGCAGCUGAAGAAGCAAGUCUGAGGGUGCGCUUUCAGUUUGAUUGAGGAUUUAAAAUCAUCAGCAAAUACCACACACUAUAGAAGUCAUCAAAUGCAAUUAAAAUCAUGAAAAAAGGGUGAUGUAGAGAAGUACAGAGUAAAUUAAUUAUUUCAAAAGGUAUAUAUCCUGGUAAAAACAAAAAAAGAUGACCCCUGUCCCAAACGGUCAUGUUAAAAAUAACUUUACCUUUAAAAGUGCAUAGAAGCUGUGGAUAAGCCUCUGCUUGCGCCUCCACUCUCUGUUUUCCAUAGGUUUUGAGGCAUUAUAGACUCAUGUUAAACCAUAUUCUGUGAUAACAUGCCACAUCUUUAUAGCCUUUUUUUCUAAAUACAGGAUGGGAAUUCCGUAUGCUCCGCAAUACAUGCAAUUCCUCACUACUCACUGCAAAAAAAAUUAAGAAUACAAUGAAAGAUGUGCUUGUUGGGAAAAAAAAAAGGGUUUUGGUGCAUUCAUGUUGUGCUCAAACCUGCAGCACAACAAACCUACAUUUGGUAAAAUUUAAAAGAUGCAAAAAAAAAAAAAAGAUUUAAAAAAAACACUGACAAUAAAAAAAGAACUACUCUCACAUUCUCAACCA
Oryzias latipes (Japanese medaka) is the source of this 2981-nucleotide messenger RNA. It is a transcript of the gene hgfb, whose product is annotated as hepatocyte growth factor b. Gene Ontology annotation, biological process: proteolysis. Gene Ontology annotation, molecular function: signaling receptor binding; serine-type endopeptidase activity. Lineage: Eukaryota; Metazoa; Chordata; Actinopteri; Beloniformes; Adrianichthyidae. The record is from RefSeq and is a predicted model, not a curated record.